AUGGACCAAGGAAACAGCUCCAGUGCGUAUCGCGACAUGGGCGAUGAAUUAGUUGAGGAGACCAAUGGCGUGUGUCACGAGUCUCCAGCCAAGAAAUCGUUCUUCAGCCCGAAGCUGUCGGAGUCUAUGAUCCUGAAUUUGAAGCAGCGUCGAGCUGUGCGAGCAAAGGUCGUCGUCAUUCUGAGCUUGUUGCUCUCGGCUAGCGUGGCGGCAGCCUCAUUGUAUACGUUGGUGGAUGCGACCGCAUUGACGAUGAAGAUGAGGGGUGCAUAUCCAAUAUUUCGCGGCACUUCGAGUGUACCGAAAAAGAGCGAGGUCUAUUCAGGUGAAGGUGUUCCAAACGUCGGAGACGCCAUGCUAUCUACUGACGUGACUGCCACUCAGCGCGAAACAGACUAUGCACAGGACGAUGCCAUGUUAGAAGACCUAGAUCCGUAUGACGAGUUUCACCCGGUCGGAAGACAGCUAGAAGUCAUAUAGUAACAGACAAAAUUUGAACCU
Messenger RNA from Phytophthora nicotianae INRA-310, 501 nucleotides. RefSeq lists its product as hypothetical. Bases 1 to 480 code for a protein of 159 amino acids. Lineage: Eukaryota; Oomycota; Peronosporomycetes; Peronosporales; Peronosporaceae. The record is from RefSeq and is a predicted model, not a curated record. The transcript has a single exon.